AUGCUCAUCAUCAAUCCUUCCCCAUAUUUUGGUGUCAGAACAAUAUUACCUGAGAAGUCUCAUUUGACAGAUCAUACCAUUAAAGAUUGUCACGGAACGCAAGGACACGCUGAUGUAGCUGAAACUUUAACUCAAGUUAGAGAAAAAUUUUGGAUACUAAAGGGUCGACAGCGUGUAAAGAGUAAUAUUAACAAGUGUGUGAUUUGCUACAGAUUUAAAGCUAAGCCACUAAGUCAGGAUAUCGCUCCUUUACCAACCGAAAGAAUAACAGAGGCAAAUCCCUUCGAAGUUGUAGUACUUGAUUUUGCUGGUCCUAUGAGUACAAAGGAUGAAACUGGGAAAGCUUAUAUUGCUCUGUAUACAUGCGCUGUAACAAGAGCAGUGCAUCUGGAACUAGUAUCUAGCCAAACAACAAACAAUUUUCUUCUGUCCUUUAGAAGAUUUAUUUCAAGAAGAGGAGUAUGUCGAAUGAUAUAUUCAGACAAUGCAAAAACCUUCAAAAGAGCAGACGAGGAUUUACAAAAACUAUGGAAUACCAUCAAGGACACAGAAGUUCAAAAUUAUUUGGUAAUAAAAGUAUUGAGGUGGAAAUUCAAGUGUGGAAAAGGCGGCCUUGGUGGGACGGUUUCUGGGAAAUUGCAUUUGUUAGAUCUGAAAUAUCAAGUCAGGUACUUGAAGAAAAUACUCAUGAAGGCUUCAUUUAAAUUUGAGGAGCUGGAAACAGUUUUCAUUGAAAUUGAGGCAAUAUUGAAUUCACGCCUGCUGACUUAG
Messenger RNA from Stegodyphus dumicola, 771 nucleotides. RefSeq lists its product as uncharacterized. The record is from RefSeq and is a predicted model, not a curated record. NCBI's taxonomy places the organism in Eukaryota, Metazoa, Arthropoda, Arachnida, Araneae, Eresidae.